CGUAUAACCACAAAUCCCUAAAUCCCUAAAACCCUUCCUCCCUGCACAAUCCCAAAUUCCCCAGCUUUUUUGGUAUUAUUUUCUCCGAGGUUCGGAUUUUCUCAUCGAUACAACUUCCAAAAUCCGCCGUCAAGAAACAGUUUUUUUCUCUACGCUAAUACAAAAUGGGCCAAGAUCAAAGCAAGUCCAUUGAGUCCCCCGAACCCAAUCCAAAAAGGGAGGAAUCAGAACCGGAAUCAGGAUCGGAAUCGGAAUCAUCUUCUCCCCCUUCAAUGGAAUCAUUACUUGCGGAAGCCGCGGCAUUUGGGAAUGAGGAUGAAAGUUUGUCUAUGGAAGCCAAAGCUCAAAAAGCACUAGAAUGCCCUUGUAUUCAAAACCUUAGGAGUGGGCCAUGUGGGUCCCAGUUUUCGGAUGCCUUUUUAUGUUUUUUGAAGAGCACGGCUGAAGAGAAAGGGUCGGAUUGUGUGAUUCCCUUUGUGGCAUUACAAAGGUGUAUUAAGACCAAUCCGAAUGCGUUUCCAAAAGACGUAUUGGAAAAUGAUGAGGUGGAGAAAGAGAAGAAACCAGUGGAAGAUUAUAAAAUUAUUCCUCCGAGAUGGUCGAUGGAACCAUCAAGGCCAAAAAAUAAGCUUUAGUAUGAUGGAAUUGGGAAAGGAACGGAAUGGUUGAUUCCAUUCUUUGUUUUGCAGAAUGGAAUGGGUUAUUCCAUUGGAAUAAAAAAGCUGUUGUUUGUUUUGGAUGAUGGAAUGGAAAACGACCAUUCUUGAAGGAAUUUUAUUCCUGUACCUUUUUUUUUUUUUUUUUUUUUUUCAUGCAGAUGGAAUCUGAUGAGAAGUUGUAAUUUAACUCGUAUUGUUAUUUAUGAUUUACGACUCAAAUGUUCAAAAAGGAAAUAUAUGAUUCUAGUUAAAUUGUAAUUUUUUUUUGACUCUGUCAUCGCCAUAAAGUAAACAUGAUUUGAUAUGUUUUUUA
This is a messenger RNA of Lactuca sativa (garden lettuce), 972 nucleotides long. RefSeq names its product Cox19-like CHCH family protein (gene MIA40). Gene Ontology annotation, cellular component: mitochondrial intermembrane space. NCBI's taxonomy places the organism in Eukaryota, Viridiplantae, Streptophyta, Magnoliopsida, Asterales, Asteraceae. Gene Ontology annotation, molecular function: protein-disulfide reductase activity. The record is from RefSeq and is a predicted model, not a curated record. Gene Ontology annotation, biological process: protein import into mitochondrial intermembrane space.